CAUGAUCUGCUGCAGAUGACGAAUGAGAAAAGCCAGAUUGAGAGGACUGUGAGUGACCUGAACCAGACAAGUCCAGUACUUGAUGUACUCACUGUGGUUGGAAAGGAUCUCGAUGAAGAAAUGCCCCAGGAAAGUCCAGAGAUCACAAAUUCCCUAUCAACAAAUGAAAAUGUUGAACAGGUCAGCAUUACAAAUCAAGUCACCGCAAGUCAGUUGGCUCCAGGUGUCAACAUUGAAACGUGUGUACAACAUCACCUGGUGUGCACAACAGUAUCCUCCUUAGACAAGUGCUUGCAGUGUCUGGGACCUGUAUCCUCCUUCAAAUGGCUUGGCUAUAAAUGCAAAGUUUGUUCACAGGUCUGGCAUAAAUCCUGUAUCCGUCAAAUUCCAAAUGAGCCAAACCUUUCACAAGAGCAACAGUCUGCUGAAUGUUCUGGGGAUCAAUUGUCAUCAGAUCAGUAUAUCAAGAGACUACGUUUAGAACAGGAGCCACAAUCAGAUGAUGAUGAACACUUUUCUGAUGAGGAUUACAUACCAGACACAACAGAUGAAGAAGAUGAAGAUUUAGAUGCAAGGAUGCCCUUUAUGUCUCAUCAGUUGAAAGCCCAACAGCCAGCAAUAUUCAGUGCUACAACAUCAAAUGUGGGAGACACAAGCAUCCCAGUUGUACCUAGUACAUCAAAAUGUUGGCCACCUCUUGAGGAUCAUAUGAGUUCCAGUGCUGUUGAAACGUCCGAUUCAGCAAAUGGUGUCAAACAGUCAUCAAAGGAUAAACCAGAGGGUGAAGAAGAGCUUCAGAGACCAGAAUCAGCGCUUCUGACUAUGAGCUCUAAAAAUUAUUGUUAUGUCUGUGGUAAACCACAAAGCAAAAUUUCACGCCACUUGAAAACGCAUACGACACAUGCUGAAAUAGUUCAUGCAUUUUCCCUCCCUGAGCACUCCAAAGAACGUAAAAUAUUAUUGGAAAAAUUUAGAAAUAAGGGAAAUUUCCAACAUAACACUGCAGUUUUACAAGAUGGGACAGGGCCACUGAAAGUGAAAAGAAAACCAAAAGUUUCAGAUGUGACAGGAAAGUUCAUUCACUGUAUGUAUUGCCAAGGAUUGUUUAUUCGUAAGGAACUGUGGAGACAUGUCCGCAGAUGCUCCUGCAAGCCAGAAAGUGAAGACUUGGAUAAAGAACCUGGUAGAACCAGAGUACUGGGUUUAGCUGCAGCUCAAGAGUCUGCAUCCUGUCAACAGAUCUCAAGUGGAGUGUGGAAGCUCCUUAGUGUCAUGAAACAGGAUGAGGUAGCCUCAGUUGUGCGAAAUGACCUCUCUAUUAUUCAGUUUGCCCAGUCACUCUACAACAGACAUGGACAAGACCCCACAAAGUAUGAAUACAUGCGACAGAAGCUCCGUGAAGUGGGGCGUCUGAUGUUAUGUCUGCGGACAGAAUUUUCUAUACAUAACCUGGAGGAGGCUGUCAAACCUGCUAACUUCCAGAGAGUUGUGCAAGCAGUGAAGAAAGUUUCAGGUUUUGAUGAAGAAAAUCUCUGUUUCCAAACACCAAGCCUUGCGCUAAAAUUGGGACACACACUACGCAAAAUUUGUGACAUCAUCCACUGCCGGGCCCUCAUGGCUGAAGAUGAAGAAUUGAUCAAGUCCACUGAAACAUUCAAGAAACUGCACACCUCCAAAUGGUCAGAGUUAGUGUCUCACAGGGCCCUGAGUACACUGAGUGAUGCAAAGUAUAACAAACCAUCUACAUUACCCUUCACUCAAGAUGUUCAGAUUCUUCACAAGUACCUGGAGAAAACUGCAGAAAGAGCUGUCUGCGACUUGAAUGAGGAGACCACCACCCAGAAUUAUGCUCAGCUUGCAAAAGUUACUCUGGCACAAAUUAUUGUGUUCAAUCGUAGACGAGCUGGAGAGGUUUCAAAAAUGCGCCUCAAAAGUUUUCAGGAGGGAGACACCACAAAGCUUCAUGAAGAUGUUGCCAUGGGGUUGUCAAAGAUUGAACAAAAGCUCUGCAACUAUUUCAGAAGAAUUGAAAUCAUGGGGAAAAGAGGCAGAAAGGUUGCAGUUCUGCUCACACCAAGUGUGGUGGAUGCUCUUUCGCUACUGACCAGUAAAAGAACCGAAUGUGGCGUUAGUGCCACAAAUGUCUUCCUGUUUGCAAGACCCAAGUCAAUGACCUACUACAGAGGACAGGACUGUUUGCGUAUUCAUGCAAACCAGUGUGGAGCAAAGCACCCUGAGCACCUCAGGUCCACACAACUCAGGAAACAUGUUGCCACACUUUCACAAGUCCUCAAUCUAAAAAACAACGAACUUGAUCAAGUUGCAGACUUUCUGGGUCAUGACAUCCGUGUUCACAGAGAUUUCUACAGAUUACCAGUUCCCACCACACAGCUGGCCAAGGUUUCCAAACUGCUUCUGUCAAUGGAAAAAGGACGUCUUUCUGGUCUGCAAGGGAAAUCCCUGGAUGAGAUUGAACUUGAAGAUGAAAUUGCGUUAAGUGAUGCUGGGGCCCAGGAUAGUGAGAGCGAGUCAGAUGACAACGGCACAGCAUUCACAUCAGAGUGUGGAAAUAGUGAGCCUGUGGACGCUGCAUCAGUCUCUGCAUUAGCAGAGGUGGCUCAUGGCACUGAAGGUUUUGGACUGGCAUCAUCGGUGUCAUCCACGGUGGAUGAGACCACCCUAUCCCCUGAAGGAAAAGAUGCUGGUCAAGAACAGGAUUCCAGAAGAGUAUCAAAGAGAAUGUGGUCUAAGGCUGAGGUUGCUGCAGUAAUGCGACAUUUCAGAGAUCACAUAUCUAAAGGAAAAUUGGCCACCAAAAAUGAAUGCAGUCACUGCAAGCUGGUAGAAGACCCUGUGUUAGCCCAGAGAACAGUGCAAAAUAUCAGGGACUUUGUGAGAAACCGAGGAACAGCUGCAAAGAGACAGGCACAGAAGCAAAAGCUUUAGGUUCAUUUGCAGUUAUUGUCUUGUGUUGUAAUGAUGCUGUUACCUUAAUAUAUUUCAUAACAGCUCCAAUUUAAUGCACUUGUUUUUAUUUGUGUCCACACACUUUUUCAUAAAUUUUUGUAUUUUAACUGUUGUGUGUUUUAAGUUGUGUAGACAGCUGUUAAAGUGCAAAUUUACUUUUUUUGGAUAUUAAACCAACUGUUCCAUUAAUGUUGUGUGCAGUCAGGUCUGGUGUAUAAGGUGGGUGUAUAUUUAUGCUAAUGAGAUGCUGACAUCAUUGUCCCUUUAAAGUUCCCAUAGUGGUUUUUUUGGUCCUUAUAAGUCACACAUUUGUCAAGAAGAGAAAUGUCUUCACAAACCACCAUAAUUUUAGGUAGGUGUGUAUGGAGUUUUGUAGCUCGUACCUGAAACCUAAAGUGAGCUAAAUUUUUUUCAGAUUUUUUGCAGCAUUUUAAUCCAACUCCUAUUGCUCUGGCACCUUGGGAAAGGGUAGCCAGCCUAAACCACCACCGGACGGGUUUGGCGAAACUGUCUGGCUAAACCAUAUAGACCCGUAUGUGUGUGUGUGUGUGUGUGUGUGUGUGUGUGUGAGCAUCAAGGCAGACUGUGGUGUUGUAAUGACACACUCGGGGGACAGGCCUGUCAGAAGGCUCACUCCACUCCACUCAUUGAUCUCUUUCUCUCCUUCACACACACAUGCAGAAUAAUAACCAUUAACCAGUGACUCAGAACCUCCACACUUCCAGCCAAUCAGAGUCCAGCACGACUCACCGAGGUGCGUUUACCUCAGCUGGAAAGAAAAGAAUCAAAAGCAGAGACAAAACUCAGAGGAAGUAGCCAGGAGACGCUCCUCAGCUGCUGUAGUGAGAUUCAGCUUUCUAGGAACUUGGAGGAUCAACCAGACUUGUUCACCUUUAACUGUUUACAAAUCAUUUUGUGAAAUAUUUAGACAGCAUAGUAAAGAAUAAAUCACAAUAUUUAUGGUGAAUCAACUGCAGACUUUAAUGUUUUCUAUUUCAUUGGUUCAUUUUAAAUAGAUGUCUAGUGAUAAUCUGUUUAUUUUGCUUAAAAGCAUUUGUGAUGCUUUUCUGCUCUAAUUUGCCUGAAAUUUCUCUAGUUUGAAAUAUGGCUAAUUGUACAGAUAGCUGUGAAAUUUUAGCUGAAUAUAUCAAAUAUUUUCUGAGCAGUUGGCCAUCCUUUCAAUCCUUGUCAGUUCAUCUUGUUUGCCUCCCUCAUGUUCACCUGCCCGAUUCUGCUCAUAUGUUUCCAGUUUGUACAUUUAGUUUUUGUGCCGUUUGCUUCCCUGAUGUUCACUUACCAGAUGUUUGUCUGCCUGGUUGCUUUCCUCAUGUUCUCCAUGCCUCUUUGGUUAAGGUUUGGUUAGACCUGGAUUGAGUUUCCAUCCUCUUUUUGCAUUUUUAGAUAGUUUUUUUAAUGUUAUGAACCCUGUAUCUUCCCUGAAUUCUCCAGUUGUCUUGUGGUUGCUGCCCACCUUUUGUCAAAUCUGAUUUGUUUGCUGAGAAUCUGCCACUACUUGCCUGCUGUCUGUGUCUGAUUCUCCUGUGACAUAGAAUACUUUUUAAAGUUUUAAAUAUGUGGUCACAAAAAUGAAAAUAAAGUUGUUUUAGCUAAACUUUCAUAACUUAUUGAGCAUUUAGGACAGGUUAUACCACAAAAACAAACAUAUUGUAAGAUAGUUGAAUCCAAGCAGAACAGAUCUCUGCUUGUCCAGUAAUGAAGAUUCUCUUAAUAGUUUUUGAAAUAUUGUCAUUUAAACCUAGACUCCAGUGUCAAUGUGUGAAAAGACAUGCUGAAAAUGUGCAGAUGAGUAUUUUUUUAAAUGAAAAAUAUCUUGGAUAAACUUGUAUUUGCCACGUAAAGUAAAAUUUCACAAAUACCUUUUUAAAUAUAAUAAAUCGUGCAAUAUAAUAUAAUAAUGUAAGUUUAUGUUAAAGUUUCAAGCAAAUCAGAUGGUCAAACCCUUGUUGAUUUGAGAUGGAAUAUCUAACCUUUUUAUACUGACUUCAUUUCUAUAGUUUUUCCUCACUCCGUCAGUGAUGAGAAUAUGUGAGAGUAAAGAAGCUCCUCUUUCUCUUUAGGAAAUUCAAACACCAGAAUUACUGUGUUCCUCUUUAAUCACACAGAAAGUCCCACAGCAAAACCAACGCAGAUAAAACACGUACACACACACACACACACACACACACACACACACACACACACAUGCAUAUACAUCCACUCACGGUUUCCAAACCCCAAGGCUCCAUCAGCCUCUGCUUAUGAAUAUAGUUGACUCCAAAGCAGGCAGAAAGUGCCCUGGACAAAUAUGGAAAUGCACCACAUGCUAAUGUGACUUUUCAAAACAGGCAGGUAUUAGGCAAAUCCAAAACACAUGGACACAAGGCAGGAAUAUGUAUUUGAAUUUGUUGACAUCCAAAUCUUUCUGAAUUUCAAUGAGCAUCGAGGUUGUUUAAUAUUGCAGGAUUACAGUGUGUGUAAGAGGUUUAUAUAGUUUUCUUGGAAAUGC
Molecule: messenger RNA, 5473 nt
Organism: Amphiprion ocellaris (clown anemonefish)
Lineage: Eukaryota; Metazoa; Chordata; Actinopteri; Pomacentridae
Exons: 9
Coding region: 16-2946 (976 amino acids)
Biological process (GO): DNA integration; DNA recombination
Molecular function (GO): DNA binding
Source: RefSeq, a predicted model, not a curated record